This is a messenger RNA of Cryptosporidium ubiquitum, 1029 nucleotides long. Its product is annotated as choline-phosphate cytidylyltransferase. The record is from RefSeq and is a predicted model, not a curated record. Bases 1 to 1029 code for a protein of 342 amino acids. Gene Ontology annotation, molecular function: phosphatidylcholine binding; choline-phosphate cytidylyltransferase activity. The transcript has 2 exons. Gene Ontology annotation, biological process: CDP-choline pathway. NCBI's taxonomy places the organism in Eukaryota, Apicomplexa, Conoidasida, Eucoccidiorida, Cryptosporidiidae.
AUGGAGGUUAGCACCAAUCGCAAAUCAAAGCCAAAGGUAAUAAAAGGAAUAUGUAAGAAGAAUUCAUGUAAAAAAAGUAGUGACUUACAGAUUGAGGAAAGCUCUGAGAAUGGAAGUUUUAUUGAAGAUGAGAGAGGUGAUGAAUAUUGUAAAAAUAAUUUAAAGGAAGGACAAAAAAUCAAUCAAGAAUCUACCGAAAAUAAGAUCAGAAUAUACGCAGAUGGAGUAUAUGAUUUGCUUCACUUAGGCCAUAUGAGACAAUUAGAGCAGGCUAAAAAAAUGUAUCCGAAUACACAUUUAAUAGUAGGUGUUGCAAGUGACGAAGAGACCCACAGAUUAAAGGGAAGGACAGUACAGACUUUACAAGAAAGAACAGAAACAUUGAAACACAUUAAGUGGGUGGAUGAGAUAAUAUCUCCAUGUCCAUGGGUAAUUGAUGAGAAGUUUAUUGAAAAGCAUAAGAUAGAUUAUGUUGCGCAUGAUGAUGCACCAUAUGUUGCAAAACAAAAGAAGAGAGAUGAAGAAGAUUCAUCAAAUACUGAUUGCAAUAGUAGUGAAGAAAAACCAGUAAUAACAUAUGAUCAAGACGAUAUCUACGGAUGGCUUAAACGUUGUGGUAAAUUUAAAGCUACUCAAAGAACAAAAGGAGUUUCUACAACGGAUCUAGUUGUAAGAAUCCUCCAAAACUAUGAGGAAUAUAUAGAUAGAUCCUUGCAAAGAGGUGUAACCCCAGAUGAGCUAAAUAUUGGUUAUAUGAAAGCGAACCAAAUUCAAAUGAAAAAAGGCAUUCAAAGGUGGGGCGAAAAAGUUACUAAUGAAUUAACAAAAGUGACUCUCACUGACAGACCAUUAGGUAUUACGUUUGAUGAGAGUGUUGAUAAUAUUAGGAAUCAAAUUCACAAAUCUUUCGAUACCUGGAGGGAAGUUUCCAAAAAGUAUCUCGAAGGCUUUGCAAGAACAUUUGACCCGAUGAGAUCCUUAUUUAGAGAAAAUCGCAUUUCUGAAGGAGAAUCCCCUUCUUUUAAGUGA